AUGGCGCCCGCCGGAGGAGGAAACAUCAAGGUGGUGGUGAGGUGUCGACCUUUCAACGGUAGAGAAAUCGAUCGAGGUUCAAAAUGUGUCAUCGAAAUGAAAGGGAACCAGACGGUUCUAUCCGCCCCCGAUGGACACCAAGGCAAGAGCGCCAAAGAUCUGGCGCCCAAGGCCUUUGCAUUCGAUCGAUCAUACUGGUCUUUUAACAAGAGCGAUCCCAAUUACGCCGGCCAGUCUAAUCUUUUCGAUGAUCUGGGACAGCCCCUGCUUGACAAUGCCUUCCAAGGCUACAACAACUGUAUUUUUGCCUACGGUCAGACCGGUUCCGGAAAGUCGUACUCGAUGAUGGGAUACGGCAAGGAGAUCGGUAUCAUUCCCAUGAUUUGUCAGGACAUGUUUAAGAGAAUAGAGUCCAUUCAAGCGGACGGGACGACAAAAUGCACCGUCGAGGUCUCAUAUCUGGAAAUUUACAACGAGCGAGUCCGCGAUCUGCUCAACCCAUCGACAAAGGGCAACCUCAAGGUUCGAGAACAUCCUUCUACCGGUCCUUACGUCGAAGAUCUCGCCAAGCUCGCCGUAAAGGGGUUCCAGGAAAUCGAGCACCUUAUGGACGAAGGCAACAAAGCCCGAACCGUCGCCGCGACCAACAUGAACGAAACAUCCAGUCGAAGUCACGCUGUCUUUACCCUCAUGUUGACGCAGAAGAAGUACGAUCUGGAUACCAAGAUGGAGAUGGAAAAGGUGGCCAAGAUCAGUCUGGUCGAUCUGGCAGGUUCCGAACGAGCUACGUCGACUGGUGCAACGGGUGCUCGACUGAAGGAAGGUGCUGAAAUCAACCGAUCGCUAUCGACACUAGGUCGUGUCAUUGCUGCCCUGGCCGAUUUGUCUACGGGAGGAAAGAAGAAGAAAGGUGGUGGUCAAGUCCCAUACCGAGACAGUGUCUUGACAUGGUUGUUGAAGGACUCGCUGGGUGGAAACAGUAUGACGGCCAUGAUUGCAGCUAUCAGUCCUGCCGAUAUCAACUACGACGAAACCCUGAGUACACUACGUUACGCCGAUUCUGCCAAGCGCAUCAAGAACCACGCAGUUGUCAACGAAGAUGCCAAUGCCCGCAUGAUACGAGAACUCAAGGAGGAAUUGAUGCUUUUGAGAAGCAAACUUGGUCAUGGACCGGCCCCUGCUGGAGCUGCUUCAUCAGGACCCGCCGACAAGGUCUAUGCUGAAGGCACGCCGCUCGAGAAGCAGAUGGUCAGCAUUACUGGCGCGGACGGUGUUGUGAAGACAGUUUCAAAGGCAGAGAUCGCAGAGCAACUGAGCCAGAGUGAGAAGCUUCUUACGGAUCUGAAUCAGACAUGGGAGGAGAAGCUUCUCAAAACGGAGGAGAUUCACAAGGAGCGUGAAGCUGCCCUGGAAGAACUCGGAAUUAGCAUUGAGAAGGGUUUUGUGGGUUUGCACACUCCCAAGAAGAUGCCCCAUCUUGUCAACUUGUCAGAUGACCCCCUCCUCGCUGAGUGUCUCGUCUACAAUCUCAAGCCCGGAACAACGACAGUGGGCAAUGUCGACACCAAUGCGGAUCACCAAGCGAACAUCCGACUUAAUGGAAGCCGAAUUCUUCACGACCACUGUACCUUUGACAACGCAGCCGAUGGAACUGUGACAGUUAUUCCAAGCGAAGGUGCUUCAGUCAUGGUUAACGGAAAGCGUAUCACAGAACCGACACAACUUCACUCUGGAUACCGUAUCAUUUUUGGCGACUUCCACAUCUUCCGAUUCAACCAUCCCAUGGAAGCGAGAGCAGAACGAGCUGAAGUGGAGAGACCGCAGAGCUUACUUCGUCAUUCUAUCACUGCAAGCCAGCUCCAGGCGCUGGAGCGAAGUUCUCCUUCACCAAGCCCUCGUCCUGGUCAUGAAAGAUCUUUUAGUAGGGUAUCUGAAUUUGGCGAUUCUCGACCAGACUCACCAGCUUUAUCUCAACGGAACGGCCGUGACUCGGAUUGGUCUUUCGCCAGACGUGAAGCCGCCGGAGCGAUUCUUGGAAGUGAUCAAAACUUUACUAGUCUCAACGACGAGGAACUGAAUGCAUUGUUCGAAGAUGUCCAGAGGGCGAGGGCAGAGCGAGUGAACGGUCGUGAUGAUGGAGACGACUCGGAAUCUUCUUAUCCUAUCCGUGACAAGUAUUUGUCAAACGGCACCAUGGACAAUCUAUCUCUGGACACAGCGUUGACGAUGCCCUCGACACCAAAGCAAGGCGAGCCAGAUGAAAAGCUCAGAGAGGUUCGAGAAGAGCUGCAGAACCAACUGGAAAAGCAAAAGGAGGAAUACCAAGACCAGCUGAAGAAUGCAGAAGCGGCGAACGUUGAGAUUGAGGAGAUCAAGCAAGAGAAGGUAAAGAUGGAGGCAGCGCUAAAGGAGCUGAAGGAGGAUAUGCAGAAGCAGCUCAACCAUCAACGGAAGCAGUUCGAGGAGAAGAUUGAAAAGAUGGACCCCCUGAAGAUGCCGAAGAAGAGCCCGACUCUCUCUGAAGAGGAAAUUGGGCUGGCGAAGCGUUCUGUCAAGGUCUGGAAAGGUCAGCACUAUGUCAAGAUGGCAGAGAUGGUACUACAGAACGCCGCGAUUCUCAAGGAAGCCCAGAUCAUGAGUCACGAACUCGAUGAGAGCGUCGUCUUCCAGUUUGCCGUGGUCGACAUUGGCCAUGUACUCUGUUCAUCUUAUGAUAUGGUCCUCAACGGCCUGACGGGCGAGGGCGACGACAUUGCCCUGGAACAGGCCCCCAAGCCAUGCAUUGGCGUUCGAGUGGUUGAUUUCAAGAACAGCGUGGUCCACCUAUGGAGUCUCGAGAAACUGCAUGAUAGGGUGCGGCAGAUGCGACAGAUGCACCAGUACCUAGACCAGCCCGAAUACGCGCAACACCUCAGCCUCGACAACCCGUUUGUGGAGACCUGCAUGCCAUCAUACACUCUGGUGGGUGAGGUUGAUGUGCCGUUGAAGGCUGUCUUCGAGUGUCGAGUCCAGGAUUCGGUUCUUGAUGUCCUAUCCCCUUACACAUCUCAUGUUGUUGGUAUCAUCAAGCUUUCUCUUGAGCCUUCACAUGCACGUGCGCCUACAAACACCCUCAAGUUCAACGUUGUCAUGCACGAGCUCAUCGGCUUCGCAGAGCGAGAAGGCACUGAGGUGCAUGCCCAACUCUUCAUCCCUGGUAUCUCCGAGGAAGAUGGUAUCACCACAACCCAGAUGAUCAAGGACUUUGACGAGGGCCCUAUCCGUUUCGAGAGUGUCCAUAGCAUGAGCAUUCCUCUCUUCGCAUCCCAUGAUGUCACUUUGAGGGUUGCCAUCUUCGCCAAGGUAUCCACAAUGCACUUGGACAAGCUCCUUAGUUGGGAUGAUAUGAGGGAUGCGGUGCCUGUGAGAGACGACAUAGCCAAAGCAACCCGUAUCAAUGAGUCUCAGUUCUUCACCCAGGAGAAGCACGACCUAUUGUCCCGGGUCCAGAUCAUGGAGCUCAACGAGAUGGGUGAGUAUAGCGCAGUGGAAGUGACUCAGACGAACGAGUUGGAUACUGGAACCUUCCAGCUACACCAAGGCCUGCAAAGAAGGAUUGGAAUCAACAUUUCCCACAGCUCUGGCGAUGCCCUCCCAUGGGGUGGCGUUACUUCUGUCCGCGUUGGAAGGAUCCAGCUUGUUGACUCUGCCGGAAAGACACCUGACAUGGGCGCCAAUGAGCCGGAUAUCCUUUUGAAACUGUCGCAGAGCCCAAUCUUCCGGGAGAAUGCCAACGGUACCAAAAGCCUCACCAUCUAUGCCCAGUGGGAUUCAAGUGUGCACAACUCAUUGCUCCUUGAUCGAGUUACUCAGGACAAGUAUCGGGUGCAGAUGACCAUUUCAUGGGAGAUCAGCUCCGAGAAGCUGGCAGAGCCGAUGAAGUUUUCGCAAAAGGUUUGUGUGCAAAUUCUGUCGAGAACCUUUGUGCGUCAGACUUCCAUGUUCUCGGCCCUGUGGCAGAAUAUCCGAUUUGUGCGGUCCUCGACAGGCAUCUUCACUCUCACCAUGCGCCCUGCUCCGAUCAAGAAGGUGGGUGACUUGUGGAGGCUGAACAGCCAGCACGACUAUGUCAAGGGAGAGGAGAACUUGACAAGCUGGACCCCCAGAGGCGUGUCCCUGGUGAGCGACUUUAUCACAGCUCGCAGAAAGAAGAGGCGCGCCGCGGAUAUUAAUACCACUGAGACUAUCCUCGCCAAGCUUGGUUUUGAUGGAACGAACGCGAAGCCCGACCAAAAGGAACCGUCGCCCUCGCCCUCUCCGGAGCUCAAGCCAAUUAUCCCCAGCGAUGACGACCUCCUUCAUGAUACGCCCGAACCCUCUCCGGCUCCCUCGCCCAAGGACGGGGAAUCCAAGGCCGAGGAGCAAAAGGCUGAAAACGCAGAAGACGCAACGCCAGAAGCCACAACAGAGGAGGUUACGCCGACCAAGGUGGAAGAGCCACAACCCAAGCCAGAGUAUGACGAGGAGCAGACGGAUCUGCUGCAGAAAUGCUUGAAGCUCUGGAAGACAUUCCCCGACCCCUUAACAAAUCUCCUCAGCCCAGCGAACAUAGCGCCACCAACAGAUGGACUCAUGACCAAUGCGCCAUUGCAACCAACACUUGUCGCGACGGUCAUCCGUAUUCCCAAGAACCCCAAGGUGCUGAAGGGUGGAUACCUGUUGGUCCCCAACAGCGACUCGACGCGUUGGGUCAAGAGGUUUGUCGAGCUACGACGACCAUACCUUCACCUUCAUUCGGCUGGUGAUGGUGAUGAGGUUGGACUGGUAAGCUUGCGCAACUCGCGCAUUGACAGUCAGCCUGGAGUGCUUGCCCUACUCAACGGAUCCGAUGACUACGACAAUGCAUCAGAUCACAGCGGACAGACGGGUGGAUCCGACUUUACCCCAGGACAUCGGCGAACCUCGUCAGGCCGUGUGAUCUCUACCAUCUGGACGGGAACGGGCGGGGGAGCCUCAAGCGGGGGCGCCGGCCUACAACGCCUUCCCGAACGGAUGCAGUCGGCGGUGUUUGCCAUAUACGGGACGGACAACACGUGGCUAUUUGCAGCUCGAAGCGAACGGGACAAGAUGGACUGGAUCUUCCGGAUCGACCAGACAUACUUGUCGGGCAACGACAGCUUGUCAGGAAGCGGGAUGGCCAGCCCGUACCCGGGAAGCGAAUACUAG
Fusarium vanettenii 77-13-4 is the source of this 5205-nucleotide messenger RNA. RefSeq lists its product as uncharacterized. The record is from RefSeq and is a predicted model, not a curated record. Gene Ontology annotation, biological process: cytoskeleton-dependent intracellular transport; microtubule-based movement. The coding region runs from base 1 to 5205 and encodes 1734 amino acids. Gene Ontology annotation, molecular function: ATP hydrolysis activity; microtubule motor activity; microtubule binding. The transcript has 3 exons. Lineage: Eukaryota; Fungi; Ascomycota; Sordariomycetes; Hypocreales; Nectriaceae. Gene Ontology annotation, cellular component: kinesin complex; microtubule.